AUUCAACUGCUCCGGAACUGUCCCCCUGUGCUGGGUGGGAUCUUCAACAGUCAAAAUAAAGCCCCAAACGGAAACGGCGGCAGCAGUAGUGGUGCCGGAGGACCAAGGGCAGGAACUGCACCUUCAGCAGGUACCGCCUCCCUUAGAGCAACAUCAGCAGCAUCAUCAUUAUCAUCCACACCAUCAUCAGCAGGUUGUGGCGGAAGACGGUAGGCAACCGCUGACGGCUGAAAGAGAAAACGUUUCACCGGCCAUAUCGUCGGAGCGAAGUUCCCCUUCGUUCGGAUCCGGCUCAGCUUCUGCCUCCGGCAUCGAAAUUCAGCAGCAGCAACGAUCAACCGAUUCGGCUUCCCAAACUCCUCGGCAGGAACUGAAUUUGCUCGAGUUGCAUCUAGAGCAAGGCUGUUCAUCGCAAUUGUACUUCCAUCAGCAGCUGGCACAGGACGAAUUCGGCGGUCCAGUCACGGAGCCAGAAACGUGUUUUCCAACAUCCCCUUUACUUAAAACUGCGUUGAUUCCGGAACAAUCGUCGUCAUUCGGAAACGGAUCGAAUCUUGACGAAAAUCACAUACAUCCUGGCCGGGAAGAUCAUUGUCAACAACCAACGAGUAUUGCCAGAAACGAAGAUCCUGUGGAGGACAACAGCAGCGUCGAUGAACAAGGAUAUAACGAAACGCCAGUAAAUCAUCAGCAACAGCAGUUUAACCAUCAGCAACAACAACAGCAGGGAUCGGAUAUGCCAGUAAAAGUUGACAUUGUCCCCCCACCACCAAACAACUCCAAGCAAUUGGGCGUAACCAAAUCGCUUCUAUACAAUGGCUCCAAGUUCCGGGGCUUCCAGAAGUCCAAGGGCAACUCGUACGAAGUGGAAGUGGUGCUGCAGCACGUGGACGAAGCCAACUCGUACCUCUGCGGGUACCUCAAAAUAACCGGGCUUACGUUCGAAUUUCCCACGCUGACGACCUUCUUUGACGGAGAGAUUAUUUCUAAGAAAUAUCCAUUCCUCACCCGCAAGUGGGACGCCGACGAGGAUGUCGAUCGGAAGCAUUUUGGUAAAUUUGCGGCUUUCGUAGACUAUCAGAAGAACUUUAACUCAGACGACUUUGACUAUGAAGCGCUGCAGAAGAGUGACUUUGUCUUCAUGAGAUGGAAAGAGCAUUUUUUGGUACCUGACCACAAAAUAAAGGACAUCAACGGGGCAUCCUUUGCAGGGUUUUAUUACAUUUGCUUUCAGAAGUCGCGGGCAGUGAUGGAAGGUUAUUACUAUCACAGAUCUUCUGAAUGGUAUCAAUCCUUAACGCUGGAACACGUACCCGAAUCCUGCAUUCAGAUUUAUGAAUUCAGAUAAAUCUACUUACAAAAUGCGGAAAUUAAUUAGUUGUUAUCUCAUGUUGUUGAGACGGCAUGCGACACCGCUUAUUUAAAAAUGCAAAAUCACGUACACAAUUACCAACAUCAACAUCAGAGCAACGGCAAAAACGAAACGAAACGAAAUGAAAUGAUAAGCGGGUUACCUACAUAUACUUCUGGGAAGGCAGAUAGAUUGAAUUUUUCAGUAAGUAUACCUCUUUUGAGCACUUUACCGUCACUCUUCGCCGAUUAGAAUAUAACGAGAAACAACAGCAACAAAAAUGAGUUCUCUACUAAGCAAAGCAACAAUUGUAAAACAAUUUAUUGUUACUUCUGUCACUUAAACUGUACAACCACCAACCAUUUGACAAACAACACAAAAUAAGUGUUGAAGAACCCUGCACUCGUCAGCGCAGAUUGAAAAGAAACAUUUAAAGCUGUAGACCGUUAGUGGCGUUAAAUUAGUCCGUUCAGUUAUAAAAAGAGUAAUCGACAACAGAAAACUAAAUUAUUAACACUGAAAUAAAUUAACAGUAAUUUUAACUCGAGACAAAACUUAUAUUUUCCGCUCUUUGAAUGAUUAAAUUUUCACAGAAAUACAAUAUAUAAUCUAACAUCUACCUGAAUGCCAUUACGUUUUGUUGAAAUACAUACUAACGUUAGUUUGAUCGAUUCUUGAAUAAUAUUAACCGGUAGUAACUGGCGAGACGCUAUCUUGCUAGCGAGAACAAGUAUAGAAUUGACGAGAGAUAAUCGACUGCGCAAUUUUGUAAAACUGUGAGCAGAUGUGGGAAAAAGGAUCAAGCGAAAGCUUCAACAAUAUUUUGUAGAAGCAAGUUUAAAGCAUACAUAUAUUUAAUCGCAUAAAAACUAUGCGUUUUACAAUUUUCCAAAAAAUUAAAAUUUAAAAUACUAUCCCCGUCUAUGAUAAUAUCUGUUGAUUAUUGAUUGAUUGAAACAAUAAAGCAAAACUCUCGAACGAUGUUGUACUGAUCUGCAAGCUGCUCAGCGGCAAAUCGCUGAAAAAUACCACGAAAUUCCGAACAGUUGUGGAUAGAUACGAAGGAAAAAAAAGGCUUAUAUCGCGUGAAGAAUUUUGGAAUUUCGUAGUAAUUUGCAAGCAAGCAACUCUCGGCAGAAUAAUACAGCCACAGUACGUAUGCACUUUCUAAAAUCAUUAAUAUUAAUAAAGAAGAAAGACGCCGAAGAAAUGAUAUUAUUAUAGUGACGUAAUUGUACCAUUCUCGCUCUCAAAAACAGAAACUUUUGGGCAACAGCAUAUUAAUAUAUAUAUUUUCAAUAAAAAAUAACAAUUCGCGUCAAGUGGACGAAACAA
Molecule: messenger RNA, 2686 nt
Organism: Uranotaenia lowii
Lineage: Eukaryota; Metazoa; Arthropoda; Insecta; Diptera; Culicidae
Product: glucose-induced degradation protein 4 homolog
Exons: 6
Coding region: 737-1348 (203 amino acids)
Biological process (GO): protein catabolic process in the vacuole; negative regulation of gluconeogenesis; protein targeting to vacuole
Cellular component (GO): GID complex; extrinsic component of membrane
Source: RefSeq, a predicted model, not a curated record